Messenger RNA from Phlebotomus papatasi, 3108 nucleotides. Its product is annotated as NF-X1-type zinc finger protein NFXL1. Gene Ontology annotation, biological process: regulation of DNA-templated transcription. NCBI's taxonomy places the organism in Eukaryota, Metazoa, Arthropoda, Insecta, Diptera, Psychodidae. The transcript is spliced from 2 exons. The record is from RefSeq and is a predicted model, not a curated record. Bases 164 to 2779 code for a protein of 871 amino acids. Gene Ontology annotation, molecular function: DNA-binding transcription factor activity, RNA polymerase II-specific; zinc ion binding; RNA polymerase II transcription regulatory region sequence-specific DNA binding. Gene Ontology annotation, cellular component: nucleus.
AGUACGAAUAGCCAGCCGGGUUGGACAAAUUCGUUUAUGGGUGAGGUCAGGUGUCUGAUAAAAAAAUUUGCUACAGAAAAUCCACGUUGCAGAACUCACAGUAAUUUUCCGUGAAAGUCCAUUGAAUUGUGUAGUGUAGUGUAGUUAUAGAGUGUCCAGGAAGAUGUCCAAGAAGACGUCAGGUGUAAAAAAUGCCUGGGGUGUGGUAAAAACAGCACAACAUGGAGUGGAAAGUUUUCCGGGUGGAAAUAAGAAAAAUGGCCCUGGAGGGCAGACAAAAUUCGCUGAGGUUCAACAGAAACACCUGGAAGCAGCCAAAAAACUGGCUGAAACUUAUGAAUCUAGCUCAGAUGAGGAAGAUGUAUCUACAACGGAGAUUUUUGAGUCUGUCCUCAAGGGAUACAGCGGCGACAGUGGUGAUCUGAGGAGAACCCAUCAAUUUUUGGAGAAUGCUUUUCAAUCGGGAGCUGCAACAUGUCUCAUCUGCAUUGGAGGCAUUAAAAGGGUCGAUUCUAUAUGGUCUUGUGUGACAUGUUACUGCUUCUUCCACUUGGCAUGUAUUCAACGCUGGGCAAAUGACAAUAUUGGCCAGAAACGUCUACGUCAGGCCGAUGAGGCAUCUUCUCCGGGAUUCUAUACAAAUCGCGGUGAGUUUGUUCCUAGGAAAAUUACUCCCAUUACGUGGGAUUGUCCACAGUGUAGGCACUCGUACGGUCCGGAAGAGGUUCCCAGGAGAUAUUUGUGUUUUUGUGGGAAGGAAGAUAAUCCACAAGUUCAUCCGUGGUUGAUACCACAUUCGUGCGGGGAAUUGUGUCAGCGUCCAUUGGAACCAGUUUGUGGUCACAAGUGUCUGCUAUUGUGUCAUCCAGGACCCUGUCCACCUUGUCCUCAGACAAUUUCCCAGAGUUGUGAAUGUGGGAAGUCGGCUAAGCGAACAAUUCGGUGUUCCACAAAAAGUUGGCGGUGUCAGGAUAAAUGCCAGAAGAUCCUCUCUUGUGGCGUUCACAAAUGCAAUCAGAUUUGUCAUUCGCCGGAUUCCUGUAAGCCCUGCUCUCGACGAAGUGUCCAUCGAUGCCAGUGUGGUCAGAAACAGGAAGAGAGGAAUUGUUCAGAGAGUGUUUGGCAAUGUGCCACAGUGUGCGGCAAGGAGUAUUCCUGUGGCCGUCAUCGGUGUGAGAAACGCUGUCAUCCUCCGGGAGAAUGUGGAGAUUGUCCACAGGGUCUACCACGGUCUUGUCCAUGUGGCAAACAGACUUCCGUUGCUCCUUGUUCUGAGCAAAUUGACACUUGUGGUGAUUCCUGUCUCAAGCAACUUCCCUGUGGGGAUCAUUUGUGUCUGGACAGGUGUCACAGAGGAGAAUGCGGUGCAUGCCCGGAGAUUAUAGAAAAACGCUGUCGCUGUGGACUGCACAGUAAACAAUUGCCCUGCCAUAAAAGUUUCACGUGUGAGACCAAGUGCAAGCAACAAAAGGAUUGCACGAAGCACGUAUGCAAUCGCAAAUGCUGCGACGGGAAUUGUCCUCCGUGUGACAAGAUUUGCGGCAAAACUCUGCCCUGUGGGCGACACAAGUGCAAGAGUAAUUGUCACACUGGCCACUGCUACCCGUGCAAUCUCAAAGCCAAGGUUAAGUGUCGCUGCUCAAAGACCGUCAUUGAAGUCCCAUGUGGACGUGAACGCAAAACUCGUCCACCAAAGUGUCAUUUGCCUUGUCGACGACCCUCCAAGUGUCACCACGACAAUCCCCAUAAUUGCCAUCAGGAUGACUGUCCGACGUGCACGAAAAAAUGCGGCCUCUUCAAUGACACCACCAAAUGUGCUCAUCCAUGCGAAGCCAAGUGUCAUGAUGCUGUUCUGGUGCGGUACGUGGACAAGAACUGGCGUCCAGCUGGUCCAUGGGAUGUCCAACCGGAAGUGACAGAAAUCACACGACUGCCCCAUCCCAAAUGCGAAAUUCGUGUCCCAGUGUCCUGUCUUGGUGGUCACGAGACCAUUCCCUGGCCCUGCCACGAUGCCAUUCCACGGAGCUGUGGCCGUUCUUGUGGGCGGGAAUUGAAAUGUGGAAAUCAUAAGUGCGAGAAGGAGUGUCACCCUGUCAAGGAUUUGCAGUUGUGGCUGCAGCAGGAGGCAUGUGAUGAAUGUCGUGAGGGAUGCAAGAGGAAGAGACCACAGGGAUGUUCUCAUCCGUGCAAGAAACCCUGCCACUCCGAUCCCUGUGAUCCUUGCACAGUGGCAACCAAAACAGCUUGCCACUGUGGACUCACUCAAGUGAUAUACAGAUGUGGAGAAUUCUUCGCUUCGGACGAUCCCAAUGCCAAGGAGACUCAGUUGAGUUGUGGCAAUCGCUGUAUCAAGAAUUAUCCUUGUGGUCACAGAUGCACAUCCACUUGUCAUUCUGGCCAGUGCCCUGAUCCUGAAUCUUGCAAGAAGAAAGUCAAGACUACCUGCAAGUGCAAGACGAAGAAGAUUGAAGUUACAUGUGAGAAAUUGAGAAGUGGAACAUUUGUUCUGGCUUGCGAUGAGCAGUGCAGUGCAAAGAUGGCACAAAAGGCGAAGGAGCUGGAGGAGAAGAUGGCCAAGCAGCGUGAAGAGGAGGCAGAACGCAAUCGUCAAGAAUUGGAGGAGUUUGAGCGGAAAUUCGGCAAGAAGAAGCCAAAAGAGCGCAAAAGACGUGAGAUUGUGGAUGAGAAGGGAACAAACUGGAAGCUAAUUGCUGGAUCAGCGGUAAUGGCAAUUGUGAUUGCUGUUGCUGUGUACAUCUUUUUAUUCAACACCCAGUAAAAUUUUUAUUGUACAAAUUUAUUGGAUUUUGGAUUUCUUCUUUGGAUCGCGGGAUAAUUUCUUGGGGACAUCUGCUGAGGUGACUUUUGGCUUUCCAUCGAAGUGAAUUGAAGAAAAGACGAUAAAUGCGACGAAUGUUAUCAGCGAGAGUAUCAAGAUGUACUCCACUCGAUUCCUGGAGCAGUUUUGAAUUAUAAAUGAGAUUAGGUAAUCUGAUAAAAUUAUCACAGAUAGGUAAGUUGACUUUUUCAAUUGAUAUUGUGUACCCAUUUCACCGUUUUUUUUUUUAUGAAAAUAAAAUGUGAUGGAUUCUUACUCAAUAAAAUGAA